AUGGAUGCUGUCGAUCCGGUCUGCACUCUUUGGUUUCAUGCCGCGUGCUACAGAGUGACACGACUGCUCACGGCCGAGCAAGAUGGAGAGGCCUACAACAACGGCACGUACGGAAAGAAGCCCUGGCAGAGCUUCAUUUCGUCACCCGUCCGUGCCCCACGACUCAUGAUCAACCAGUGGGACAAGUCCAAAUGCGAGCCAGCCACGCACAUCUUCACGGCGAUCGACCUCGACGGGCAGCAGCGAUCCCCUCUGAUCCUGCGCGCCGACGACCUGAGCAUGGUGUAUGGCGACCCGUCCUGGGAAGGCGGCACCGACCUCCGGCCCCAGCAGUACAACGGCUCGACAUACCUGACCUUCUUCUCGGGCCAGGACCACGAGUCCUGGGGCAGCGGAUCCAGCGUGAUGCUCGACUCGGCGUACCGCGAGGCGCUGCGGCUGACGCCCGAGGGCCUCGAGAACGACUCGGACCCGCACGACUUCAGCAUCACCGACGACGGCACGGCGCUCUUCACCAACUUCCACCUCAAGCGUGGGGACUGCACGAGCGUGGGCGGGCCCGGCGGCCAGGAGUGCCGGAUCUGGGAGUCGGCCUUCCAGGAGCUCGACAUUGCGACGCGCACGCCACGGUUCACGUGGUUCGCCAGCGAGCACGUCGCGCUCAACGAGUCGCUGCUGCCGUGGACGCCCGAGGGAAAGCACCGCAAGGACAACUCGUGGGACUUUAUGCACCUCAACGCCGUGUCCCGCACGCGCGACCGGAAACACUACCUCGUCAGCGGCAGGCACAUCUCGGCCGUGAUGCUCAUCAACGGCGCCGACGGCGCCCGCGUGUGGCAGCUCGGCGGCAGGGAGAACAUGUUCCGCGACCUGAGCGGCGGGCGGGCGACGAGCUUCCACGGGCAGCACCACGCGCGGUUCUGCAACGAGGAGGAGACCGAGAUCAGCGUGUUUGACAACCAUUCGUUCGGCCAGGUCCACGCCCAGACGCCAGGGUGCGAAGGGCCUGCGUGCAGCCGCGCCGUCCGUGUCCGGCUCGACUACGAGGCCAUGACGGCCGAGAUUGUGUCCGAGUGGUGGCACCCCGUGAGCGUGCAGGCCCGGGCGCAAGGGGGCCACCACGUGCUUCCCGGCGGGGGGGCGAUGGUGGCCUGGGGUGUGGUGCCGGCACUUACCGAGUUCACCAAGGACGGAGAGGUGUGCAUGGAUGUGCAGGUCGGGCCGUGGUCGACGAGCUACGAUGGCGAGAGCAAUCUGUACCGCGCGUACAAGUUCAACUAUACCGCCACGCCGUACUGGGACCCCGAGGUCGCAGUGGUGGAUGACAUGGUGUACGCGUCGUGGAACGGGGCGACAGAGGUGGAGCACUGGGCUGUUUACGGCGGUGAAACUGAGAACAGCAUGGAAAAGCUGGCCGAGUCGGAACGCAAAGGUUUCGAGACAGCCAUCAAGCUCGGAAGAAUGCCGCUGAUGAUACGAGUGUCAGCUCUCGACAAAGACGGCCAGACACUGCGUUCGUCAAGAACAGUGACGACUGUGCCCAUAAUCAGACCACGGCGGAGCAGACUUGACUAGAGGUCAGGAGAGGGACAAGUCUAAGCCCCACGAGGGAAAAGAGUCCUUUUAAAUGUGUACAGGUAAAUAGCAUGUGGUAUCAUGAAGUAUGCAUCAGAUCUAUCGCUUCAAUGCAGUCUAAACCCCCAACUCACAUCUCACGUGUCAGUCUUGACGACGCCCAGUCUCGUAAACUUGCCCACAUCCUUGCCGCCCUGGAACUCGACAACUUGGGCGCUUUCCUGGCCGUUCUUGUCCUUCCCACUGACGAGGCAGUACACCCUGCCCUGGGGAUUCGCAGCGAGCACCCCCUUUGCCGCACACUCUGCCAGGUCCGCCACGGGAUCACUCAGCGCGUUCCAUCG
Molecule: messenger RNA, 1919 nt
Organism: Microdochium trichocladiopsis
Lineage: Eukaryota; Fungi; Ascomycota; Sordariomycetes; Xylariales; Microdochiaceae
Product: ASST-domain-containing protein
Exons: 3
Coding region: 1-1575 (524 amino acids)
Source: RefSeq, a predicted model, not a curated record